CCUAAACCUUUGGCCCAAAAUACAAAAAGCCCAACCCAGAGUCCCCCAACGUUCAGCCUCUUCCCGCCGGCUACAUCUCCGCCAGUGUAGUCUCGUACCGGUUUUCGUCGGAAUUACUUGCUACGCCCUCAGACCUUCAAUUCGUUAAGCUGGACAAAGCGCUUUCAGACGAGGACUGUACCGAUUAGAGAGUUGCAUUCUUCUCCUUGUACAGGGUUCGCUUCUAGGACGAGUGCAGCUCGUUGACCGCCACAGACCGUCUUUCCGGCAACUGAUGAAAGUGCCAGCAUGACCAAUGAAUCUAUGGACCAAGGAGAUCAAGUUACUGAUGCAAUGUUCAUUAAGAGCCCCAACAAUGGUUCUGAUGGGCCUCAGAGUAGCAAUUUCAAGUGGAUUCCUAAUGAUGAGAAAAAUGCAUCUGGAAAUGGAAACACUCAUGGAAAUCUGGAUCUCAAUGUUGGUGAUUACUCUAUUGCGCCCAACAAAGAUAUGAGGAUCUUCACAAAGCUCUCUGCACCACUCCGCCUCCUUUUCGUCUUCCUCUAUCUUAAAACUGCCUUCUCAUCCUCUAUACAUGCUUCUUCCUUCUCAACAACGCAUCUCUGCUCUCAUGAGGAGGCUCUUGCUUUGCUGCAAUUCAAGACAUCCUUCUCCAUCAAUUACAGCAUUCCUUAUCCAGGUUAUCCAGAUUAUUGUGCGGAUCAUUUUUAUACUAAACCUAAUUAUUCUAAGAUUGAGUCAUGGAAGGAAGGUGUAGACUGUUGUUCCUGGGAUGGGGUUAGCUGUGAUAACGUCACAGGCCAUAGCCUCAAUCUUUCCUUGAAUGAUUUUAGGCAUUCCAAGAUUCCAUCGGAAAUCAGUCAGUUUACUAGACUAAAGCAUCUUGAUGUCUCUUUUUCUCGAUUUUCGGGCCAAGUUCCGGGAGAAAUUGCUCACCUCCCCAAGAUGGUCAAUAUUGGAGCGACUGCUUUGGUUACAGAUGCAGCAAUAGCAAUAUUUGGAGAAGCUGGUGUUAGGGCAGCAAUUGGAGUUGGUAGUUUGCUUCUUACUGAGAUCACUCCAAAAAGUAUAGCUGUUCACAAUCCCAUAGAGGUUGCUAGAUUUGAAGUCAGGCCAGUAGCAUGGCUUUCCUUGAUACCAUAUCCAGUGGGAAGAAUUGUUACUUAUUUAUCAAUGGGAAUGCGUAAAUUACUUGGUCUAAAAGGGAAAAGUGAACCUUAUGUUAUUGAAGAUGAAUUAAAGCUGAUGCUAGGUGGGGCAGAAAUGAGUAGAGCAAUAGAGGAGGGAGAGCAGGAUAUGAUUGAAAAUGUAUUAGAGAUACAGGAUACUCAUGUUAGAGAGGUAAAAACACCCCUUGUUGAUAUGGUUGCAAUUGAUGCAAGUGCAACUCUUGUUGAUUUCCAACAUCUGUGGGUGACUCACAAGGUAGGGAAUUGGUAAUUCAUCUCUAAGACUUUGUCUCCUUCAAGAAACUUGUUGAAAGAUUUCUGUUUAUAGGGUACCUGUUUUUGAGUAGUGUGUUGACAAUAUAGUUGGCAUUGCAUAUGCAAUGGAUCUACUUGAUUUUGUUCGGAAGGGCAGGCAAUUUCCCCCUUUGAUGCACCCUUUUUUCCAUCAUUAGAACUUUUCGUAUCAAUUAUAUGCAACAAUGUCAAUAUCAUAGCAUGCAGAUUUAUAAUCACUUUGAUUUUUAUUUCUUUUUUUGGGAACUGGUGAGGAUGGGCAACUUGAAAGUUUUACUGUGAGAGACAUGGCUACAAUCCUGCCUACUUUGUGCCUGGAGGAGAUCCAGAAGAAAACUGGCUAUAUUGUAAUGAGAGCAGAGGGAGUAUAUGAUGUCCAUGCCCAUGCAUCUAUUUAUUGGCUGAGGACUUGAAUAUCAAAAUGGCAGAGGAACAUCAGUAUGAGACAGUAUCUGGUUUUGUAUGCGAAGUAUUUGGAUACAUCCCUAGGGCUGGUGAGAGCAUCAAAGUUGUCCUCAAAAGGGAUAAUCAAGAUGAAGAUGAUAAGCAUGAUGAAGAUGGAUCUGAUCAUCAAGAUUUGAAGGAAAGGCAUCAAAUAUAUAGACUUGAGGUAGGGUAAAAGAACCGAACAGAUUUCAGUAAAAAAUCUAAGAAAAUGAAUGUAGCUAG
Messenger RNA from Rubroshorea leprosula, 2132 nucleotides. The record is from the annotation of a GenBank genome assembly. Lineage: Eukaryota; Viridiplantae; Streptophyta; Magnoliopsida; Malvales; Dipterocarpaceae.